AUGUUGUUCAAGUCUAUUAUUGCCGGUGCGUCGGCUCUUGUCAGCCUGUCUGCUGCUGCUCCUGUAGACAGCCGCGCCUCCUCCAAUGUUAUUGAAGGAAGCUACAUCGUCAAGCUCAAGGACAAUGUUGCUGCCGACGAGCACAUCUCCUGGGUUGCCUACGUUGAGGCCGAUCAAAUCUGGACUCUUGAAGAGAGUGCGGUAAAGAGGGACCUCACGACUCAGGAGAGCGCGCCCUGGGGCCUUGCCGCCAUUUCUCACCGUGAGGCAAAUGCUGCUGGAUAUAUCCACGACACUGCAGCUGGCGCAGGCACCUUUGGCUACGUUGUUGACAGCGGCGUACGAACUACUCACCAGGAGUUUGAGGGCCGGGCAUCAACUGGCUGGACCGGCUACCCCGGCGACGAGAGCGACACCCUCGGCCACGGAACUCACGUCGCCGGUACUGUUGGCGGCAAGACCUUCGGUGUCGCCAAGAAGGCUACUAUCAUUUCCGUCAAGGUCUUCCAGGGCAAAGAAGGAUCCACCAGUAUUGUUCUGGCUGGGUUCGACUGGGCUGUCAACGACAUUAUUUCAAAGGGGCGUCGGGACAAGUCUGCCAUCAACCUCUCGCUCGCCGGUCCAUACUCCAGGGCUUGGAACGAGGCCGUCCGGACUGCCUUCACCAAGGGCGUUCUGAGCAUUGUUGCCGCGGGCAACGCCCAGGCUGACGCCGGAAACUACUCGCCUGCCUCUGCACCCAAUGCUGUCACCGUCGGCGCCGUGAACCAGAACUGGGGAAUCGUCACGGACUGGCCCGUUGGCCAAGGCUCCAACUACGGCACCGUCCUGGACAUCUUUGCCCCAGGCGACAAUAUUCUGUCUGCGGGAUUCAACAGCGACUCUGAGUCCAGGUUUGACUCUGGUACCUCGAUGGCCGCGCCCCAUGUUACCGGCCUGGCUCUCUACGCCAUAUCUGUAGACGGCGUCCGAGGCGCCAAGGCUGUCACUGACCAUCUCAUCAAGAACUCUGGCAAGGGCGUCGUUACAGGACCCUUGCGCGGUUCCCCAAAUCGCUUUGCAAAUAACGGCAAUCCCAGUCAAUAA
This is a messenger RNA of Metarhizium acridum CQMa 102, 1086 nucleotides long. RefSeq lists its product as uncharacterized. Gene Ontology annotation, biological process: proteolysis. The record is from RefSeq and is a predicted model, not a curated record. Gene Ontology annotation, molecular function: serine-type endopeptidase activity. Lineage: Eukaryota; Fungi; Ascomycota; Sordariomycetes; Hypocreales; Clavicipitaceae.